UCGUCCUCCAUACAGAGCAUCAUAUGACGUCACACAGUUCUUCCUCCAGCCUCUCUCCUCGGCAGCCAUUUUGGGAGUCAAAACCAGCCAGCAGACAGCAGCGCACACCUCCACUCCUCCACACCUCCACCGGGGCUCUACUAUGGUUCACACCUGCGUGGUGGCCGGCUGCAGGAACAGAAGGACACCGGGCACCACCUUAUCUUUCUACCGGUUCCCCCGGGACCCCGAGAGGAAGCAGCGCUGGAUAGCUGCUGUGAACAGAGAGGGAUGGGCUCCUAACGACGGCAGCAGGCUCUGUAGCACUCACUUCAUCUCAGGUAAACAGGUGAAGAAUCCUCGUUCUCCAGAUUAUGUUCCUUCUGUGUUCACAUCAGCUCCCUUAUCCCCAGAGAUGAAGGAGCCAGGUGCCUUGGAGAUCCUGGACAAGCAGGAGGCCCGCGUGGAGGCAGCCAACGCUUUGUUGUUCCUGCAGGGCCAGGGCAGGUCUGUGGUGGGGGAUCGGGGCCAGGAGGAGCAUCCUGAGGAGAGGGAGCAGGAGGCCGCCGUGGAGGAGAGUGCGUCCUCUUCCCUCAGCACCGAUGAAGACGACGACGACGACGAUGAUGAAUAUAUGAGUGACAGCAAGAAGGGAAAGUUCGCUCAUACGUCUGAUGCAGCGGUUAACUUUGACGACAUCCUGAGAGCCCUGAAGAAGGAGAACCAGACCCUCCGGGAGUCUGUGGACAAAAUGUCCCUCUCUGAGAACUCCUUGAGGAACGAUGCAGAGAAAGUCAAGUUUUACACUGGUCUGCCAAACUACUUUGUCCUGGAGACGGUCAUGUGGCUGCUGGCGCCUCACAUGGACGGCAUGAAAACCGUGAAGCUCUCCAAGUUCCAGCAGCUGCUGCUGACGCUGAUGCGACUCCGCCUGGACCUCCGCAACCAGGACCUGGCGUACCGCUUUGGCGUAAAAGUCGGCACGGUGACCAGAACAGUGCACCAGAUGGUCAACAUCAUGUCCUCCACUCUGGUGCCGACGGCCGUCUUCUGGCCCUCCAGAGCCGAGCUCCGGAAGAACCUGCCGGCAGCUUUGCGCGCCUCCCACCCCGACUGCGCUGUCAUCGUAGACUGCUUCAUGGUGCCCUUUGAGGAGCCGGUUUCCCGGGGCAACCAGCAGCAGCAGCAGAGGGUGGUGGCGAGCUCUCAGGGGGUGGGGACAACUCAUAACGUGUUAAAGUAUCUGAUUGGCGUGGCGCCGCAGGGCGUCGUCACCUUCGUCUCUAAGGGCGUGCUGGGAAACGUCAGUGACAAAAGCCUGGCUGAGGGCUGCGGGUUUCUGUGCAAGCUUCUCCCGGGCGAUGUCGUGUUGGCGAGUCGCAACCUCGACAUUGACGAUUCCGUGGCCGCCCGAGGAGCACUGUUUAAAAUUGCAGUUAGCUCGCCGCUGGCUGACACGUCCUCUGAGACGGUGAGCGUGCAGAGGCAUGUGGAGAGGGUGAUCUCCAUGGUGAAGCACAGGUACGCCAUGCUCACGGGCCCCGUCGAGAGCCCCUUCACCACGGUCUCUGAGCGCACCUCGAACCUCUCGACCUUUGAUAAGAUUGUGCAAGUUGCUUGUGCCUUAAACAACCUGUGCAUCUCUGCUGCUCCGCUAGAGUGACUCGUACAGAGACGCCUAGUGCUCCUUAAUGCUGGUCAUUUAAGUUCCCUUUACUGCUUUGGACCUUAUUCCAUGUUCCUCCACUGCAAAACGUCAGUUGCUCUGAGCGUCUAAUAAUGCCGUGGAUGGGUUCACAUUGGAGUUAGUUGAAAGCCCGGUGCGUCUCAAAAAGACGCUUCAGGGUGCCUCGGUGCGUCGGACCUCUGACCAAGUGUCGGCAUUUGACGAGUUGCCCACUGCAUCCCAGUGUCAACACUACUACAUGGUUACUAUAGAGUGUAUGACUCCCUGUUAUCUAGGUCAGAGCAAAUCCAGAAACCACAUUGCUAAAAUGUGAUGUCAUUAACUUAUGCAACUCAACUGACAACGAAUGGCAGGAUUGCAAAGGAUGUUAUUUUAUUUAUUUAGGCUUUGAAUGAUUGCUGUGUGAGUAAAAAAAUACCUUUUUAAAAUUCAUCUUCAUUAACCAUUUUCUAAAUAUGAGGUAUAUAAACAGCAGUUUGGGUGGUGCAGGCGGUGUUCCAACUAAUCCAAUCCUGUGCAAUGCAAGUCCUUUUCAUCCCCAACAAGUACUACAGCAGCUGACUUCACUGGUUGAUUCAACCAGCUGUUACUUAUAAAUCAACAACAGUAUACACCAUACAAAGAGAUACAAAACAGGUCAAAAUAACAAGAGCAGCAUGCAUAGUAAUGCACUUUCUCAUGCAGGGAUACAAACAUGUUAAUUAUGGAGCACGAAACCUGCAAAAAAUCAAAAAUAAAUGAAUAAAUAUGUCAUUAAAUGCAGCAAAAAUAAAUGUAGCCAUUAAUUAAUUGAUCAAAUGUGACAUAAAUUUAUAUUUCUGUUUUAAUUUACUUUUUAAUUUA
This is a messenger RNA of Sebastes umbrosus (honeycomb rockfish), 2509 nucleotides long. RefSeq lists its product as uncharacterized. The transcript is spliced from 2 exons. NCBI's taxonomy places the organism in Eukaryota, Metazoa, Chordata, Actinopteri, Perciformes, Sebastidae. The record is from RefSeq and is a predicted model, not a curated record. Bases 143 to 1642 code for a protein of 499 amino acids.